AUGGCUCGCCUGUCGAACCCCCCGAUCCUUUCGCAACUGUUGAGUGCAAGGGGUUUUGCCGAGCAGACGAGUGCGCUGCGGGCCCUCAAGAACGAUGUCGUCGGGCAUGCGCAGAAGAAGGAGAUGUGGGCUGGCUUGGGUGCCCUAGACCCCGUCGUUGAGAUUCUCAAUGCCGCCCGGUCGCCAGUCAAGGUCAACGGCAAGGACACUCGGCCCAGCGCCAGUUCUAGGUGGUUGAGCGAGGAGGAGACUCUGAGGCUCCAGGCACUCCAGCUUCUAGCGAGCUUUGCCAACGGUGGCACCGCCUUCGUCGAACCCCUCCUCGUUGCCGGUGCCCUGCCAGCUGUGUUGCACAACAUUUGCCCGAUUUCGAAUGCCCCCUUGCUCGUUACAGCCGCACUCCGCGUCGUGCUUAAUAUCAUCGAGGCCGCCGCCUUGUCACAACCGACCUCGCCAGUCGAUACGCAGGCUUUGGCCGACGCCGUCUUUGCUUCCGAACACAUCGAGUCCUUCAACAGCAUACUAUGCAGCACACCCACCGUGCCCGAGCAUCAAACACAAAUCACGUUGGUAGCCAGCAUAAUCAGCCAGCUAUGUCGGGACGAGAGGCAUCAACUCGCCAUGGCAAGCCAAGGCGUCCUCGAUUCGCUCGCAACGCGGCUGGCGAGCAUCGCCGUCGCCGAAGGGCACGUGGUUCCUUAUGCCGAAGUACUUGGCCGCGUGGACCGCAUGUCGGACUUCAUCCCGGAACCGGCACCGUCGAGCUCUAUCUUGGCCCCGGUUCUGGAGGCACUGGCUACCAUCAUCUCAGACUCUCGGUUCAGGGCUUGCAUGCUGCUGUGUUCUCCUGCAAUCAUGGCCAUUUUCCCCGCCAUGAAGUUCACACCCUCAAAGGAGGUCAGAGCUCCCUGGAAUUCUCUCGAGGUCAGUGGUCUAGGUUUUGCGCGGCAGCAAAGUCUCAGCGCCAUAGACUAUCUACUUCCUGCCGUUCCCAUCCAACAGGGUCGGGUGUCUGGUUCGCAACAAUCACACUUCCCCGCUUUGGGCUCCUCUGAGGCACGUGAGCGGGCUCGCUCAGCUGCGAGCAAGUACAGUUCUACGGCAUCCGUUUGGGAGGCUUCCCGGUUUGAGCUUUUUGGUAACGAAGGGGAGACUGAUGAGGAACAAGAGAGCCCCCUCAUCCCUUGGUUGAUUGUUAUGGUCAGAUCAAGGCAAAACUUGGAACGCUUGAUGGCCGCCAAUCUCCUCACUUCGCUCUUCCGGUCUGGAUUCGGUACCAAGUGUUUGAGAGAGACGAGCCUUGGGCUGCUGGUCGUCCCUGUGUUGAUGGCAAUGCUGGAUCAGCUCCAGGCGGCACCGCCGGUUGUCAAGUCGCCCCUUAUCGACGCGGACACGGCAUUGAAGUGGACGAUUCUGGAAAGGACGCCAGCCAUUCUCGCUCGAAUGAUAACGGACAGCGAGCCGCUCCAGAAGGCUGCUUUUGAUUGCGGGGCCGUCAAAUGCUACAGCAAGCUCCUCAAGGAUGCGUACGAGCCCAUUCCACCGUCGGCAUACGCCAAGGUCUGGUCGCCUCAGGUUGACGCAAACAUGGAGAUGGGAAACACAUCUCCUUCGUGUGCUUUAGGUCCAGGAGGCCAGCCACCACUCCUGGCCCACAGAGUAAGGAUGCGCGAAAGCGCCUUGAAGGCAAUAGGAGCACUGGCAGCAGGCAAGGAUGAGUAUCGCAAGGCUUUCGUUGAACAGGAUGUUGUCGCCCACAUUGUGCAGUCGCUCUCGCCUACACCUGGCAAGCCGUCGAAUCCCAAGGAUCGCAGUAAACCCACCGAGCCGGAUGGGCCUGUUCGUGAUGGAUCCUCACCUGAUCAUAACUCUGGGUAUGGUAGUAACCCGCUGUCGGUGUUGAUUGCAGGGUGCCACGCGGUCAGAAUGCUGUCGCGGUCUGUGAGCAUUCUCAGAACAUCCUUGGUGGACUAUGCCGUGGCCGUUCCCCUCUUCCGGUUUCUCCGGCACCCCAACGUAGAUGUCCAAAUCGCUGCCACUGCAGCGAUCUGCAAUUUGGUCACUAGUGUCAGCUCCAUGAGAGAGGUUCUGGCCGAUAGGGGUGUUAUGAAGAUUCUGUGCGAGCACGCCCACUCCCUCAACCCCGCGCUACGCCUCAAUGCGCUCUGGGCACUGAAGCAUUACGUCCAUGACGUUGACCCCGAGACCAAGAAGCAUUGUCUGGAGGAGCUUGAGUCCGGUUGGCUGGUCCAGCUGAUCUGCGACGACACAGAAGAUGAUGCGCUUUUCCUCGCGAGAUCCAAGAUGGACAAGCACACUGCAGUGGACACUGGGGACGACUUGGACGGCGACAUCGAAAUGGACCAGGCGGACCCGUUGUCUAGGUCGUGGAUAAGUUCGACGAUGCCGCCACAGGACGCUGACGGGAGGUCAUCAGCCAAACUACGGCAGGCAGAGGCCAAGCUGGCCGCCCUUCGCGAAGCUGAGAUCAACCCACUACGAAAAGCACGGAACGACGAUCUCGCCAUCCAGGAACAAGGUCUUGACUUCAUCCGGAACAUGAUAGGAACGACCAGCAAGGAGGAUGACAACGAGACAAAAACCGCGGAGAUGAUUGACUAUCUCUUCAGCGAGCUAGGACAGGACAGGUUCUUCGAUAUCCUGGCCAGGAAGUUGCAGGCCAAGGUCCUCCACCCAACGUCGAGACGGUCCACUGGGCCUGGGCGCGAAACCCGGGUGCUCUACCCACAGGCCAAGAUCAUCCAGGCUGUGGUAUACGUCCUCGUCCACAUGGCGGCCAGUGUCCCGCGUCACAAGCAACUGGUGGUUGCGCAGACUGACCUGCUCAAGCUGUUGGCGAAUCACUUCAAUAGCAAGGACAAGGAGGUGCGGGUAGCCCUCUGCCACUUGAUAACCAACCUCACAUGUCCUGGAGACGGUUCACGAACAAGCGCCCAGCGGGUGUACGAACUGAAGAAGUUGGGUUUCCUGACCAAGUUGGAAGGGUUAGAAGACGAUUGCGAACUAGAUGUGCGCGAGCGGGCCAAGGGCGCAGUGUGUCAGAUGAAGCAGAACAACAGUUACUAG
Colletotrichum higginsianum IMI 349063 is the source of this 3087-nucleotide messenger RNA. RefSeq names its product Armadillo repeat protein. The record is from RefSeq and is a predicted model, not a curated record. Gene Ontology annotation, cellular component: GID complex. The coding region runs from base 1 to 3087 and encodes 1028 amino acids. Gene Ontology annotation, molecular function: protein binding. Lineage: Eukaryota; Fungi; Ascomycota; Sordariomycetes; Glomerellales; Glomerellaceae. The transcript is spliced from 3 exons. Gene Ontology annotation, biological process: proteasome-mediated ubiquitin-dependent protein catabolic process.